UUUAAAACGCGUGUUUUCGCCUGGGCCACUGAAGGGCAAGUUAGGCAAAGGUGUGUGAGAGCUGAGCGCCCUGCUUGCCCCUCUGCAGCCGUUACAGAGAGCGUUACCUCGCAUCGCUCCGAAGUUGACCCGCACUACCUUGCAUCACUUCCAUCACUGGUUCAAACCAGUCCUGCACAGCUGGAGGAAUAACAAUGCUACUCUUCACGCCGAUGUCAGACAAGUGACGGCCACCGCCAGAUGUUUCUUGUUCCAUGGGCGCGUAAAUUCCUGUCAUAAAAGAAAACAUCAUUCCCACGAGAAAUGAAAGAAAUGGAGCUCCCUGUGAACGGAUGUAUUCUCUUUGCUCAAUUGAGUUUGGUUUUGGUGUGGAAUGUUUGUUCUUCGUUACCAACUGAGAUCGACGCGAAGCUUCAACACAAUAAUGACAUCGUCAUUGACAUCCUGGAUGUUCUGAACAUCACCCGCUCGCCUCAAUGGGUCACUGUGACCGAAGGCCGUGACCCUGGGGUGACAGCCUGGCAUUUUCACUCCCACACGUCACAGCAGACUUUGCCGCGGAAUAUCACCCUCCACCUGCGUAGUGCCUUGCAAGGCUCCCUGGGCCUGCACCUGGUGGGCCGGCAGGCCAGCGGCGCCGAGGCCACACUCAUCUCACUGCACGCAGCAGGGAGACGGAAGAGGCUCAGGGAGCCCCUGCUACACCUCACUUCCAGCACCCGUGAGGGCUGGCUGCGGCUGGAAUUCCGCUCGGAGAAGGGCCUGAAGACAGAGUUGCUGACCCUGCCGGGUGGCAACCCCUUCUCGGGUGGAGGCUGGGUGAAGAUGGCACUGAGUUUGGAACCCAGACGGGUGCUGCUCUUUGUGGAGUGCAGGGAGGCAACGUUGGUGGAGCUGCCUGCAGAGGGCCCGACACUGAGCCUGGAUUUCCCUCGUGACUUAACUAUUACCUUCUCCAGCACUGCAGGAAACAAGGCCAGCAGGUUCACUGGCAGCUGGCAGACUGCAGAGCUUAUCCCUAAGGCAUACCAAAGGCGCCCGUGGCAAUGUGACAACAUAACAGAGCCUACAUCGAGAACAGUGUUGCCCCCUCCUCCUAAGUCUGUGGACUCAGAGGAGCGUGUAGCGCAUGUCCAGCCAGACUAUGUGAGUGAAAUGGGGUUCCAGAGGGAUGCAGAGUACCACUGGGCCCCUAAAGAGCAGAAAAAGAAGCGUAGAAGCCUGGAGGAUGCGGUUCACAGAGUCAGCACCAUACUGAGGAGGCUCAAAGCUCAGAAUGAGGACCUUCAGGCACGAGUGCAGCGUUUGGAAUCAUGUGAGUGUGUGCAGAAGACUGUAUGUAUGUGGGAAGGCCGUGAGCAGCAGGAGGGUUCUCGCUGGGCACCUGACCACCAAACCAUGUGCUCAUGCACCUCAGGGAGAGUCCAGUGUACCACCUCAAAUGAGUGCAAUUAUGAAGGCAGAACAUACAGCAAUAAUGAAGUCUUCCGCCCACAUCCCUGCUCCAAGUGUGUAUGUGAGAAUGGCCACGCUGAGUGUCAGCAGGUACACUGUCCUACUCUGUCCUGUACUGCAACCUUUGUUCCUGAAGGAACAUGCUGCUCUGUUUGUCAAUCAGCAUGUGAUGUGGAUGGCCGACCCUACAACGGCUCCUUUAGCACCAGCGACGGCUGCCGGACAUGCUCCUGCCAAAAUGGUGACCUCUCGUGUGUUGACGUGCAGAGGUGUCCUCAAUCCUGUCGUGAUGGCGUAAAGCCUCCUUUUGGCUCCUGCUGCAGAGAUUGCUCCCGAUGUGAAUUUCAGGGGGAGAUCCUUCUUGACGGCGUCUCCUACAUUGAUAGCCAUGUUCCUUGCAAGCGCUGUGCCUGCAAUGAGGGGAAUGUAAUAUGUAGCAGUAUGCCUUGCCCCACUCAUGAUUGCAACUUGUUGGAAACUGUUGGAGGAGAAUGUUGUCCCAGAUGUCGAAGUUGUGUCCACCAAGGCCAACGCUACCAACAUGGCUUCCAAUGGCAAUACCCAGAUAACCCCUGCAGUGUCUGUAUAUGCUUAGAGGGGCAUGUUCAGUGUAACCAGCAGGAGUGUAACCUCCCAUGUAGGAACCCCUCCUCUCCUGAGCCUGGAGCCUGCUGUCCUGUCUGUGAUGACUGUGCCAUAAAAGGACAGAAUUUCCGAAAUGGGGAGCAAGUACCCAGUGAUGAUCAGUGUGAGCAAUGUGUGUGUGUGAGUGGAAAUGUGCAGUGUGAGCGCCGCCCCUGUCCCGCCACAUCUUGCUCUCACCCUAUCAUGAAAGCAGGAGACUGUUGCCCACGGUGUGAGCAAUGCAAUUUUGAAUCUGAGGUGUAUUUGGAUGGACAAAGGUUUGGGUCCAAAACGAAUCCCUGCUUGAGUUGUCACUGUUUAGCUGGAGAAGUGGUGUGUGGAGAGUCUACAUGUUCUGUUUUUCAUUGCACACACCCAGCUAAACAACAAGGCGAGUGUUGCCCCACAUGUGACUUCUGUGAAUAUGAAAGAAAAUUGUAUGCUGAUGGGACAGUUUUCCACCCCCAAGAAGCCAGCCCCUGCCUAAUGUGUACCUGUGAGAUGGGUAGUGUAAGAUGCCAUGAGGAGAGAUGCCCUCCCAUCCAUUGUGCUAAUCCAACCAGAGAGCCCAAUAUCUGCUGCCCCAUCUGCAAAGUGUGUGUGUUGGAUGGUGUUAAGUAUGAGGAGGGGUCAGUGUGGGUUCCUGGGAAUGAUCCCUGCACUACAUGCUCUUGUCAGGAGGGGAAGGUGCUGUGUGGAACCUCAGCGUGUCCUCGUGCAUUAUGCACUCACCCCAACAAAGAACCUGGUCAGUGCUGUGAAUCUUGUCAUCACUGUCUCUUCAAACACAGCGUUUAUGAGAAUGGACAGACAUUCUCUGACCCAGAUGAACCUUGUCAGAGGUGCACAUGUCAGGACGGCUCGGUGCACUGUGCUGAAGUUCAGUGUCCAACCCCACCCUGCUUGAACACCCCAUCUGGACAAUGCUGCCCCCAGUGUACAGUCUCAGUCUGUGAAGUCCUUGGGGAUGUGUUUGUUAAUGGUGAGACGUUCCCAAACCCUGUGAACCCGUGUGAAGAGUGUGUGUGUAGAGAGGGGCAGGUGGACUGCCAUCAUGAGUGUCCCAGAGCCCACUGCCAUUAUCCUGUCUCAGGAAGCUGCUGCCAAAACAACUGCAAUGGUUGUAAUUAUGCAGGUAAGGAUUAUCCAAACGGCAUGGACUUUUCUCACCCAACAGACAAGUGCAGGGAAUGCCAUUGCAUUAAUGGUAAUGUCCAGUGCUUGAGGAAGAGAUGUCCUCCUGUCCCCUGCAGUGAGCCAAUCACAGAAGCAGGAAACUGCUGUCCUCAGUGUCCAGUACCCCCGGCUGACUGUCAUUUUGAAGGACACUCAUACAGACACGCCCAGCACUUCUACCAUCCCACUGACAGCUGCCAGUCUUGCUCCUGCACCGAUGGGACAGUGAACUGCCACCGUAGACCCUGCCCCACAGCCCUCUGUAUCCACCCGGUGCAGCAGGAUUGUUGUCGCACAUGUGAUGGCUGCCUGUACAAUGGCAUGGAACACGCUAAUGGGGCAAUGUUUGCAGACAUCUCAGACCCUUGCGGCAGGUGUGUGUGUCGCGAAGGCACAGUGACGUGCGAGAGGAGGCACUGUCCUCAGGCCAACUGUCCUCAUCCUAAUCAGGGACAGUGCUGUCAGAACUGUGAAGGUUGUAAUUAUGUCGGUGUGCAGUAUUUGAAUGGUCAGGAGUUUCCAGAUGCCACAGAUCCCUGUAACCAGUGUGUGUGUACGAAUGGUCAUGUGACCUGCCAUCGCAAGCCCUGCUAUAACCCAGGCUGCUCUCACCCAGUCACCGUGCCUGGGCACUGCUGCCCGGUGUGUGAGGGCUGUUUGCUUGAUGGUGUGGUGUUGUAUAAUGGACAGACACUACCAGACAGCUCAGACCCCUGUAAUGACUGCACGUGCUGGGCCGGCUCAGUGCAGUGUGUAAGAAGAGCUUGUGUUCCUGCUCCUUGUCCCCAUCCUGUUAGUGGUCCAUGUGGCUGCCCGGUCUGUGAAGGGUGUCACUUCCAUGGAGGAGACCAUGCUGAUGGAGAGAUAUUUACAGCACCUAAUGCAGACUGUACGGAAUGUGCAUGUACUCAGAAAGGUGAGGUGAAGUGUAGCUCUAAGUCCUGUUCUAGGCCAACAUGCCACCACCCAGUGACGGACCUGUGUGGCUGCCAAGUGUGUGAUGGCUGCAAUUUCCAUCAGCGACAGUGUAGCAAUGGAGAGCGCUUUCCUGAUCCCUGGGACCACUGCCAGCACUGCACCUGCCAGAAUGGUGAUGUCUCGUGCGAUUCCAGGUCAUGUCCUGAAGUGUCAUGCGGGAGCCCAGUAAUACCUGCAGGAGAAUGCUGUCCUGUAUGUACAGGUGUGUGCGAGCACCUUGGAGAGAGGUAUGAGAGUGGCUCCACCUUCACCUCGGCCAAUGACCCCUGCUCAUCCUGCAUAUGCCUGAAUGAAGUCAUCUCUUGCCAGAAGAGGCAGUGUGCAGAGUGGUGCACGCACCCGUUGCGGUCUACAGACUGUUGCCCAGUGUGUGAUGCAUGCUUGUAUGAAGGAGUACAGUAUACACACAUGCAGACGUUCACAUCUCAGUCUGAUCCAUGUCAGCAGUGUGUGUGCAUGCAAGGCAGUGUCUCAUGCACUCCAGAAAUCUGCCCUCCACUCUCCUGUCAUAAUGCUGUUGUUUCUCCAAGGAGGUGUUGUGCCACAUGCAGAGAGCCCUCUGGGUGUGUGCAGCACGGUAUAGAAUACAGGGACGGUCAGAGGUGGAAGGCCUUCACUACCCCUUGCACCCAGUGUACCUGCCUGGCUGGUGAGGUGAUGUGUGUUGGUUCUCAGUGUGCAAAGCUGAGCUGCAUUCACCAGGUCAUUGAUCCAGACUCCUGCUGCCCGCGCUGUCGAGGCUGUAUGAACAAUGGGAUUGAGCAUCAAGAGGGCAGCAAGUGGUUCGACCCACAUGGGCCCUGCAUGUCCUGCAUGUGUGUGAACGGUGUGACCACCUGCUCAGAGAUCCAGUGCCUGUCCACUUGCCUCGACCAGAUGACUGUGCCAGGAGAAUGCUGUCCUCUGUGUGCAGACUGUGUCUACGAUGGCCAUGUGUAUGAACCAGGGGAGACCUUUCAUCCAUCUGAUGAUCCCUGUCAGAUCUGCAUCUGCGAGGUGAUGUCAGACAGACAGCAGCACUUGCGUUGCUACAGGAAACAAUGCCCCAGCCUGGUGGACUGUCCCAAACACAGCAUCCUAUUCAGUGGACCCGAGUCGUGCUGCCCAGUGUGUGCACAACCUUUUAGCAAUUGCACAGCGACACUGAUUGGAAAUGAAGUCCUAGCCACAGAUGACCCCUGCUUUACCUGUCAGUGCAAGGAUUUAACAUGGACGUGUACCCAUAAGGCCUGCCUCCCACUCAACUGCCCUCCAAAUAAACAAUACACUCCUCCUGACUCCUGCUGCCCUGUCUGUGAUGUGUGUGUGCUGGAGGGGGGGAGGGGACAGAUGUCCAACGGCGAGAGCUGGACAGACAGUGAAGAUGAGUGCAUCACCUGCUCCUGCAAUCUGGGGCACAUAGAGUGUAAUAUAGAGGAGUGUGUGCCAAUCAUCUGCCAGGAAGGACUAGUCAAGGUGAAAAGCCCAGGGAAGUGCUGUUACGAGUGCCAAGAAUCCAGUGUGCAGUGUGUAUAUGAUGGGAAGGUAUAUAACGCUAAUGAUCACUGGGAGCUGAAUGAGUGCACUUCCUGCACCUGUGUGUCUGGAGACGUGCAUUGCCAGACUGAGAGAUGCCCUGCAGCAUCUUGUGCCUCUGAUGAGACUCCUUCUCUUAUUCCUGGGAUGUGUUGUCCUCAUUGCAUCCCCCGCCCUGCUACCUGUAUUGUGUUCGGAGACCCUCACUACCGCACGUUCGAUGGGAAGAUGGUGAACUUCCAGGGGGCGUGUACAUAUGUCCUGGCCCAGGACUGUGAGGGUGGAGACUUCAGUAUUCACGUGACUAACAAUGAGCGGGGUCGUAAGGCUGUGUCCUGGACUGAAGAGGUCACUGUGUUCAUUGGUGAUGUAGUUGUGCAGCUGCUGCAGGACUGGGUUGUGAAGGUUGAUAAUCAAACUGUUACUCUGCCAUUUCUUAAAGAGCCAUAUGUGUACCUGGAGCAAAAAACCAACACCAUACUCCUCAACACUAAUAUUGGCAUGAAGGUACUGUGGAAUGGGCGCUCUCAUCUCGAGGUGAGUGUUCCAGGCACCUAUAAGAAACGCAUGUGUGGCCUGUGUGGGAACUUCAACAACUAUCCCCAAGAUGACAUGAGGCUACGCAACGGACAAAUCAGCUCCUCUGAGGCAGCCUUCGGAAAUAACUGGAAGGUAGGCAGUGGGAACCACUCUACUGGCCAGUGUUCUGAUGCGAGGAACAUCAACCCCUGUAAACAAGCUGGCUAUACUGCCCGUAAGACAGCUAACAGCCGCUGCGGUAUGCUGAAGUCUUCGGUAUUCAAGCCCUGCUACAGAGUAGUACCGCCAGAGAUGUUCUUCGCUGCAUGUGUGUAUGACCUGUGUGCGUGCGCUUCCAAUGUGGACGACUGUCUGUGUGACAUCCUGGAGGCGUACGCGUCCGAGUGCCGUGAGGCUGGAGUCAUCCUGGACUGGAGAUCGCCCUCCCUCUGUGCGGUGGGCUGUCCCAUGGACCGCGGGUACGUGUUUGACGAAUGUGGGCCACCAUGUCCUAAGACCUGUUUCAACAAGGAUGUGCCACUGGGUGUGAUCGAGGCCCACUGCUUUAAGCCGUGCGUGCCUGGCUGCCAGUGCCCAGCUGGGCUGGUUGAGCACAACGCACACUGCAUCGCACCUGAAAAAUGCCCCAAAGUCAUCUACGGCAGCACCUGAGCACCAGCUGCUUAUCUGGACUCGUGAGAUACACACCAUCAGUCACUGUGGGUACAUUCGAAGACCAGAACUGGUGAACAUUUCAUGAAGCCCUCGUUCUUUACUCCACCUGCACUACAUGUAUUAAAACAUACAAAAUUAAGUAAAUAUUAAUUUAAAAAAUAUAGUGAUUUUACACUGAUGGUAUAAAUCAUCAAUAUUUUUUUAUUUAUUUCUGAUAAAGAAGAGCUGCAUGUUGGGUCCCUGUGUUCAGCAGUGGUUAGCUGCCAAUGACUAGAAUUCAUCUCCCCUGUAGUUAUAAGGAUUAGCCUGUGAUAUCUGACAGUCUUCUAAAUAAUUAAACAAUAUUUAGAGCACAUGUCAUCUUUCUUUGUGUUAAUAUUGGCCUUUGUAAUACUGAACUUGAUGAAAACUGUAUUAUGCAAAAUAGCCUUAUAACAAAUCUUUUUUUGUGUGUGCGUGUGCUAUGAGUAUCCUGGGCAGUCUCACACAUAACUGAUGCUCUGUCUUUAGUCAGGUGACAUCAAGCCUGUGGGCUUAGGACAUAGCAAGACAUAUGACUGGCACAAUAUGUAGCAGUAUAUUUACAAUAUUGUUGUUUUUUUUUGUCCUUAUUAUGAAGCUCUAGUGUCAAAGUAGUUGUGUCCUCAUCUGAAAUGAAACUAGAAGAGUGUAAAAGGCAGAGAUGUAUUGGAUCUUGAUGAAGAAAUGAUGUAUUAUGCACCAAAGAGCUCCCUGAAAAAGACUCAUAAGCUUUAUUUACCUUUAUCCACGACUAGCCACAGGCAAGUUUUACAUUUGUAAAACUAUAUAUUUUCUAUAUUUUUAUGGAACACUGUUAUUAAAUGGGCAUUUUUCUGCUACUGCACUGGUCCUUUUUCCUAACAAUCACUGUAUUUUUAUCACUGCAAUCUGUUCUGGAUUUACUGUGUAUCUUAUAUUAUUAAACAGCAUUGCAUUUGA
This is a messenger RNA of Electrophorus electricus (electric eel), 7902 nucleotides long. The record is from RefSeq and is a predicted model, not a curated record. Lineage: Eukaryota; Metazoa; Chordata; Actinopteri; Gymnotiformes; Gymnotidae.